This is a messenger RNA of Solea solea (common sole), 2123 nucleotides long. RefSeq names its product WD repeat, SAM and U-box domain-containing protein 1-like. Gene Ontology annotation, biological process: protein ubiquitination. Lineage: Eukaryota; Metazoa; Chordata; Actinopteri; Pleuronectiformes; Soleidae. The transcript is spliced from 11 exons. The record is from RefSeq and is a predicted model, not a curated record. Gene Ontology annotation, molecular function: ubiquitin-protein transferase activity; protein binding. The coding region runs from base 134 to 1576 and encodes 480 amino acids.
UCAGGUGAGGAGCUUCAGCUUAUUCUCGGGUGUUUAUUAUCAGCUCCAGUCUUUUUCUUCCAAAGACGCAUUUUUGAGAGUUUUGCGCCACCUUGUGUGUGAAGAGCUUCCUCCGCACACACACGGACACAAAAUGGUGUCACUAGUUUGUACUCUUGGACAGCACACGGACGAGCUGAGCUGCUGCGCCUUCUCUCCGGCCCUGCUCGCCACCUGCUCCGCAGAUAAAACGCUCCGUGUUUACAGCACCGCUGAGUUCACCGAGCUCCCCUUCUCUCCUCUCUCCGGCCACGGAUAUGGCGUUCACUGCUGCUGUUUCAGCUCCUGUGGUCGGUUCCUGCUCAGCUGCUCCACAGACGGAUCCAUCAUCGUGUGGAGGUUGGACACAGGUGAGGCGGCGGAGGUGCUACAGCACCCGGGCCGCAGUCCGCUCCGAGUGUGCGCACUGGCUCCGGUCUCCUCUCUGCUGCUGGCUGGAGCCUGCGAUGGCACCGUGGCUCUCUGGGACUUCUCCUGCAAGACACUGCGCAGAUGCAGCACAGUGAGCGAUGCCAGCGUCGUGGCUUGCUGCUUUUCUCCGUGUGGCCAGCUCUUCGUGACCGGCUGCAGCCGCGGAGACCUCAAACUGUGGGACGCCAACAUCAGCCUCCUGCAUGCGGAGAGGGACGCUCACGACAUGGGAGUCACCUGCUGCAGCGCCGCAGCCCGCUUCAGAGUGGUCGGCUGCCGUCUGGAGUUCCGAAUGGCCUCCUGUGGACAGGACAGCCAGCUGAAAAUAUGGAUCGUUUCCCAGUGUGAAGGAGCAGCCUUCGCCAUGAAGCUCCUUCACACGCUCACCACCCAUUUGGCUCCGGUCCUGUCUUGCGCUCUCUCUUCUGAUGGAGACCUGGUCGUCUCGGGUUCAGUGGAUAAAAGUAUUUUGAUUCAUGACGUGAACCAGGGAACCCUGCUCCACACUUUGAAGCAGCACAAUAGGUAUGUGACUGCUGUAGCUCUGUCUCCCAAUAAGCCGUGGAUAGCGACCGGCUCCAUGGACCGAACUGUGAAAGUUUGGAGAAUAGGAGAGGGAGACGGCACAACGGCAGCUGAGUCAAGUCAGACGGCGUGCCAAGGAAGGAAGUUGCCGGGUCACUUCAGGUUGCUGGUUGCCGAUUGGUCGGAGGAGGAUGUGCAGACAUGGUUGCACGAGGAAGGACUCGGGGAGCUCGUCGGCGUCUUCAAAGCCAACAACAUCGACGGACCAGAGCUCGGCCAUCUGAGUAAGGAAACUGUCGCAGAGCUGGGAAUUGAGUCGGUGGGCCUCCGUGGUCGUCUCCUGAGGAAGAUCCAGGCCUUGAAGGCAGAGCAGAGCGACUCUGAGGCUCCGGAUGAGUUUCUGUGUCCAAUCACGAGAGAGCUGAUGAAGGAUCCAGUCAUUGCUGCAGACGGUUAUUCCUACGAGCGUGAAUCCAUCGAGAGCUGGAUCAGAGGCAAGAACAGAACCAGCCCCAUGACGAAUCUGCUCCUGCAGACUACACUUCUCACGCCCAACAGGUCGCUGAAGAUGGCAAUAGCACGAUGGCAGUCGAGCCUGUAAGCAGCAGCAGCAGCAGCAGCAGCAGCAGCUACUCGUUUUAGUGUUUGUCAGAAUCCACUGAACAGGUACUUAUUCCUACUUACUAUGACUAGGGGUGGGUAUCACAGGGUAUCUCACGAUAUGAUACGUGGUCCAUGAUACCAAUAAUAUCACCAUACAAUCAUUCUGUGACAAUCAUAUAGCGAUACAAAGUUAAAAGUGCAGGAUUUCUCUAUUUAUUCACAACGUAGAGAACAAAGUGCAUAAAGUCUAUGCAUUGAACGUGGGCGGAGCAUCUGCUAGCUUCCUCCAUCAUUAUCCUGCUGUGAACUCCUUGUUCAUUCAAGCAGCGCCACCAUGAGGAGACGUAAAGUAGUGAUGCCCGACAAGUGAAACUGACUGGGACUGUUUACUUUAUAGUGCCUUAAUUUAUUCAUUAUAAUAUCGAUACAAUGUAGUGUGUUUUUAUUUACUCGAAUAAAUAAUUACAGUUUAUUUAAAUAGAAUUACAACCUAGUGACCAAAAGUGAGUUAGCAGUUAAACUGGGACAUUUGUGCCAAGUCUUAU